AUGGUAGUGAACCACCAUUUUCUUAUCGAAAUGUGCUUCGGAAAAAUUCUAAUGGAAUUGAUUUAUUAGUAAAAGAAGCAAAAACAUAUCUUGAUGAAGGAAGCAAGAGCAACAACGAUUGGUUUAAUUGGAAUGGUUUUUUAUAUUUUUUGUGGAAAUGGAUUUUUUUAUUGCAAUGGAUAACAAACCAUUCAACAACAAGUUAUAUUAAAGCUUUGCAGUUAUCAGAAGAUUAUUUUAAGAAUGAUAUUGGAGUUGAGAAGAAAGACGUUAAUAGUGAAGUUGAGAAGACCAAGGUUGAUAACAACAAAGUUGAAAAUGUGAUUGAAAUUUUUAUUUAA
Molecule: messenger RNA, 341 nt
Organism: Racocetra fulgida
Lineage: Eukaryota; Fungi; Glomeromycota; Glomeromycetes; Diversisporales; Gigasporaceae
Source: the annotation of a GenBank genome assembly